GUAUAUCUCUGGUUGUUGUCCAUUUCCCAUGUGCUGACCUUGUCCAUAACCUAAAAAUUUCAAGUUGUAUUUUGUUCAAAGUAAACGUUCUACCUGUUUGUGUAUGUACAUACCAAGUGUUUAAAUUCCGAGAUUACCUACUAAUACACAGAAGAACGGACAGUCAGGUCUGAUAAUUGUUCCAAAUUUCAGUCGUUUCUCAAAGUGCAAUGCAUGCAAUGGAUGAGAGUUUGGUAGAAAGAAAACGUAAAAAGAAAAAAAAGAAGCGCGACGACAUUAUUAGACAAAAUUCUUUUACAAAUGACGCCGAUUUUAGAUUGGUUAAUGUUAUCAAUAAAGAUGGUGGUGAUGUUACUGAAAUCAAAAAACAUAAGAAGAAACGAAAAAACUUAGAGUAUAAUAGAAACGAAGCUUUCGUAACACAAAAUGGAAUUGAUGCAGAAGUUAUAAAACAUAAAAGGAAAAAGAGUCAUUCCGGCGAACUAAAUAAACUGAACAACAUCACUGUAGGAGACGGUUUGAGAGAUGGAAGUGUUUCUAAGAAGCAUCGCUUGAGUAAUACGCCGCACCAUUUUGAUGUUGAUCAGAAUUACAGCAAACGCAAUGAUUUUGACUCAAACGCGGACAAAGACAGCAUAAUUGAAAUAAAAGAUGAAAGGGUAGGUGUGAAGAAGAAGAAAAAGAAGCACCACAAAAACUUAGAUACAAUGCCACCACCGACUGAUAAACACAAACAUAAAGAUGGUUUGUUACCCAAUACCUCGUUGGAGAAGGAAACUUUGCCCGCCCAAAACUGUAAUGGUGUGAAGAAAAAGAAAAAGAAGCGCCACAAAGAUGAGACGAAUGUUAUAACUGAGAAACAACAUAAAGAGAUUCGCUCCAGCUUACUAAAUGAAUCUUGUGAUAAUAAUGAAGUGGGUACUAAGAAACCAAAAAAGAAGCGCCACAAAGAUACUAUAGAACCAGUUGUACAAUCAUCUGCAUUGGUAGAGUAUAGCGCAAUAGAGUCUAAUGUAAACGACUUUUUAACCAAUACCAAUGGUAAAACAAAGAAGAAACGGGAAAAGAAACGUAACAAAGAUAUUACAAUCACAAGUGUGUUGCCAGAUGAAUCACAGGAUAUCAUCACAAUUGAUAAACAGCGUAAAAAUGGUGGGUCUCGCAAGAAAGAAAUUUCACCUCUCCAUGAUGAACAUCAUAAAAAAACAUCGAAAAAGAUGCAUCACAAAAAUACAGAGUUAGGACACCAUAAUUAUUUAUCAUCAAAAGACGAAAUUGUAUCAAUACAACAUUAUAACAUAAAUGAUCAGCAUCAUAAAAAGAAACGGAAAAAGGAGCAUCACAAAAUAGUCACAGAUGAAUCAGAAUUGAGACACCAUAAAUAUUUGUCAUCACAAAACUCUUGUGACAGCGAAAUGUUAUCAACACAACAUAAUAUAAGUGAUCAUAAGAAGAAACGGAAAAAGCACAAAGAUACGGCCACAGGUGAAUCAGAAUCGGGACAUCAUAAACACGUCACACGAAACGAUUCUGAUGGUAACGAAAUUUUAUCGACAGGACAUGAUCAACAUCAUAAGAAACGAAAAAGGGAGCAUCACAAAGAUACGGCCGCAGGUGAAUCAGAAUCGGGGCAUCAUAAAUAUUUCUCACGAAACGAUUCUGAUGGUAACGAAAUUUUAUCGACAGGACAUUAUAAUAUAAAUGAUCAACAUCAUAAAAAGAAACGGAAAAAGGAGCAUCACAAAGAUACGGCCCCAGGUGAAUCAGAAUCGAGACAUCAUAAAUAUUUCUCACCAAACGAUUCUUGUGGUAGCGAUAUUUCAUCCACACAACAUUUUAAUGUAAAUAGUGAAAUUGAGAAGAAAAAAACCAAAAGGAAGCGUGAAGAAGCCACCAUAGAUAGAGUGAAAAGUGAGCGAAUUGACGAAAUUGAGAACCAGAUAAACCUUACUCAAUUUGUCCUUAAUGAAACACCACAACAUAUUAUAAGUGAGAGACCAGUCGAACUUAGGAAAGAUGGAGUGGAUAAGAAACGGCAUCAUAUUAAGAAGGAGAUGCAGGAUAGUCAUACAGCUCAACACGCUCUUCCACAACUUGAUGCGAAUCUCAUAGGUUCCACGCCUGUUGAUUGCUUAGACCGUGCAGAGAAAGAGAAGACUGGUAGGGAACAGUCCAACACAACUGAUACAAACCUUUCUCAUUUUGUCCUUAAUGAAACACCACAACAUAUUGUAAGUGAGAGACCAGCCGAACUUGUGAAAGAUGGAGUGGGUAAGAAACGGGAAAACAAGGAGAUACAUGAUAAUCAUGCACCAUUUACAGCUCAACCACAACUUGCUUUUGAUGUGAUUCGUAUAGGUUCCACCGAGGGUUCCACGCCUGUUAAUUGCGUAGACCAUACAGAGAAAGAGAAGACUAAGGAUGAUCACAAUAAUAAUGAAAGAGAAGAGAGGCAGAAGCAUUCAGAUGAGGACCAAAUUCCUUGUGAGAAUACUUCAACAGUUGAAAGUUGUAAUUCCGAGCAAGUAUCUACAAAAUCAAAUAUUUCUAAACCUGGACAAAGAAAACACAAUGAAACCCCGUCGGACACCCUCAAACGCGUUGACUUUGUAAAAAAUUUUUUAGAUAAGCCUUCCGUAAGAACAAAGUUAACCGAAGACAAUAAACAGCUGUUGGAGAAUUUACAUGUUACCAUUCCAUUUGACAUUCCACUUUCACAUUUAAUAGAGACCCGUAUGUCUUCUCACCCUACAAAAAAACAACAGAAACAAUUCAAGGAACUGGGACUGACAAUGAACACCACGCAUUACAACCAAGUCGAGGAUAAUAUAAUAAAAAACAAUUGGGAAAAUUUUUGCAAGAUGCACAAUUUGCCAAACGAUCCGAAACCGUUUAUGAGUUUCGAAGCGUGCAGUGAUACAAAAAUGAACGGAAGUAUCCUUUCAAAGCCGGAGAGGAUUAAAUUCGUGCAAUUCCUCGGGCAGAAACUAGAACAUCGUUAUUUGUACGGUAUCUAUCGAAGGUUUAAGAAGUUGUAUGAGGUGGUCAAGAAAGGAAGGUUUACGAAGACAGAAGAUGACUUAAUUUGGGACUACAUUCAACAAUCGGAUGAUACUAACCAGUUUUCGAAGUUGGCGUACGUUCUAAACAGGGAUAGACAUAGGAUAUUGAUGCGUUACAGACUUUUGAAGGCCCAGAGGGAACCUGGUCGUGAUAAAAAAUGAAUUGUUCAUAGAAAAACUGUGUAAUAACCUAGAAAUAACGUGGUCGCACCUCCAGAUGCAGUGUGGUGCUUAUGGACAUUAUCGAA
Molecule: messenger RNA, 3310 nt
Organism: Photinus pyralis (common eastern firefly)
Lineage: Eukaryota; Metazoa; Arthropoda; Insecta; Coleoptera; Lampyridae
Product: histone-lysine N-methyltransferase, H3 lysine-79 specific-like
Exons: 7
Coding region: 210-3224 (1004 amino acids)
Source: RefSeq, a predicted model, not a curated record